Messenger RNA from Akanthomyces muscarius, 486 nucleotides. RefSeq lists its product as uncharacterized. The record is from RefSeq and is a predicted model, not a curated record. Gene Ontology annotation, molecular function: protein binding. The transcript has a single exon. Bases 1 to 486 code for a protein of 161 amino acids. Lineage: Eukaryota; Fungi; Ascomycota; Sordariomycetes; Hypocreales; Cordycipitaceae.
AUGCACCAGCUACUUCAACCGUACCUCUGGCGUAGGAAUGUGAAGGAGUCUGGCGCAACUUGCCUACCCUACCUGGCCACCGAAGGAUAUGUGCAACACAUCCAGGCUUUGAAGAAUCACAAAGGCUUCAGAGCCGACGCGCGGAACCACGAUGGUGACACCGCUCUUCUUUGUGCGAUUGAAGAAGAUCACGAGAAUGUCACCCUGGCACUCAUCGAGCAUGGUAGCCUACAAGUGAACAUGCGAAAUGGGCGUCGAGCAUGGAGACCUCUUACUCUGGCGAUAUCCUCAGGCCUGACAAAUGUUGUGCGCAAGGUUCUCGAGUGCGACAAUAUUGAGCCUAACGGUGUUCGGUACACGGACUACGGCCGACCCCUCUUCCUAGCAUGUCAAUCCAAAGACGCCGAGAUUCUGAAACUGCUCCUCACCUCAAAUGGCAUUGAUCUAAGCACCACGGACGGAUACAGCCCUGCACGUCGCUGCUAG